GGCUCUGUUUCACGCAGAAAUUGGCAGCCCCGAAAUGGCCAUUUGUUACGCCAACCGCUCUGCGGCCCUUUUCCAUCUGGGACAGUUUGAGGUUUGCUUGGCGGACAUUGGGAGGGCGCAGGAAGGGGGCUACCCGGAGAAGCUGUCCCCCAAACUCGUCCUGCGCCACACGGAGUGCCUCCAAAAAUUGUCCCGACUGGAAGCCGAAAGGGAAAAAGGCUCGCUUCCUGAGACAGACAUCGAAGCCUGGGAGGAAAACGGCCUCGUCUCGUGCGCUUCCGCGUCUGUGCGCUUGGCCUAUUCCAAAGACAAGGGGCGCCACUGCAUCGCGGAGACGGAUAUUGUUCCCGGGGAGGUUUUGCUCAAAGAGGAGGCCUUUGUGAGCGUCCUGCGCCCGGGCAACGGCGACGUCCAUUGCCAUCACUGUCUGCGCCCACUUGUCGCCUCUGUCCCUUGCUGCGGGUGCAGCUAUGCCAAGUACUGCGGUUCCGCAUGCGCCCGUGCGGCAUGGCAGAGCUACCAUCAAAGGGAGUGCCAAUUUGGGGGGUUACUCCUAGCAAUGGGGGUCUUCUGCCACGUUGCCUUGCGGGCCGUUCUCGUGGACAGAUUCACGGAGGUUGUACGUUUGGUGGAGGAGGACGAGGAGCGGACGACGGGUAUUUCCAUCCCGGGCUGCGACGCUGACGGCCGAUACCACAGUUCCUAUCGGGCCGUCUUCGGACUUUUGCCUCACGUCGAGAAACACAGCCCUGAGUUCAAGUUCCUCUGCAGCUUCAGCGUCGCAGCCUUGUGCCGGGUUGUGGGGAAGGAGCCGUUUGUGGGGGGAAAUGGAUUAAGCGUGGACCAAGACGUCCUCGGGGAAGCCGUGCUGAGGCAUGUGCUGCAGCUGCAGUGCAACGCACAAGCUGUGACCACCCUCCGCGUCUCGGGAUGCGAAGCAGUGGCUCGCCAUGAGGAGGUGACACUGGCCACGGCCCUCUACCCGGUGCUCAGCCUCCUGAACCACUCCUGCGACCCCAACACCAGUUUGGCUUUCGACGGGCGGACGGUGGCAGUCAGGGCCUCGCGGGCCAUCCCCAGAGGGCAGGAGAUCCUCCAUUGCUACGGGCCCCACCGGUGCAGGAUGAAGCCCACGGAGAGGCGGCAGAGGCUCCUGGCCCAGUAUUUCUUCGAAUGCCGCUGCCCAGCUUGUGCAGAGGAGGCAGGCCCUGAGUCGGCCUCUGGAUCGAGCCUCUUCCGCUGCCCCACCUGCCGAGCGCCCAUGCAGGGGGAAGGCCCGUUCCUCUGUUGCUCCAGUCCGUCUUGCAAAGCCGUGCUCCCAAAAGAAGGCUUCCAAGAUCAGCUGCGCAAACUCCGGCAGCGCAUGGAGGCAGCCAUGGAUCUCCUCGCACAGGGCAAAGCAGAUCGGUCCGAGGAGCAGCUCCGGAAGUGCCACCUGGAAGCCCAGCGGCUCCUCUCUCCGGGGCAUUUGGUGGCGGGGGAGAUCGAGGACCACCUGGCGCAGGUGCACGCCACGCAAGGGAAUUGGCCCGAAGCAGCAGCACACCUGCGCAGGAGCAUCGAGGUUGUGGAGGCCCACUAUGGGGCCGGCAGCAUCGAAGUGGGGCAGGAGCUCUUCAAACUGGCCCAGGUCCUCUUCAACGGGCAUUUCGUCCCGGAGGCGCUUCAGGCGGCGGAGAAGGCCGAGGCAGCGCUGUCGGUGCAGAUGGGGCCCCGGAGCCCCGAGGUCCAAGAGCUGCGGGAGAUGAAGUCCUGCCUGGAGGAGCUGCUCCGAGGAUGAGGCCCCAGGUGCCAGGAUGUAAGUGGGCGCCUGGAGAAGCCAACCAAUGUGUACACACUUGGACACUCUCAACCCUUGAUUCCUCCUGCCCUGGGGGGUAUUGAUAUUGUCAUUUGGGAGUUGUAGUUGCUGGGAUUUAUAGUUCACCUACAAUCAAAGAGCAUUCUGAACUCCUACGACCGACAGAAAAUUUGGACAGCACACACCUAACAUCCCAAUGUAUGUCCUUCACUCAAAAAAAUUGAUUUUGUCAUUUGGGAGUUGUAGUUGCUGGGAUUUAUAGUUCGCCUACAAUCAAAGAACAUUCUGAACUCCACCAAUGAUAGAAUUGGGCCAAACUUUGCACACAGAACUCCCAAGAGAAAAUACUGGAAGGGUUUGGUGAGCAUUGAUCUUGAAUUUGGGAGUUGUAGUUCACUUACAUCAAGAGAGCACUGUGGACUCAGAUAAUGAUGGGUCUGGACGAAACUUGACAUGAAUACGCACUAUGCCCAAAUAUGAACACUGGUGGAGUUUGGGGAAAAUAGACCUUGACAUUUGGAAGUUGUAGUUGCUGGGAUUUAUAGUUCACCUACAAUCCAAGAGCAUUCUGAACCCCACCAAUGAUGGAAUUGGGCCAAACUCAACACACAGAACUCCCAUGACUGACGGAAAACACUAGAAGGGUUUGGUAGGCAUUGACCUUGAAUUUGGGAGUUGUAGUUCACCUACAUCCUGGACUCAGAUAACGAUGGAUCUAGACCAAACUUGACACGAAUACUCACUAUGCCCAAAUGUGAACACUGAUGCAGUUUGGGGAAAAUAGACCUUGACAUUUGGAAGUUGUAGUUGCUGGGAUUUAUAGUUCACCUACAAUCAAAGACCAUUCUGAACUCCACCAAUAAUGGAAUCGAACCAAAGUUGGUACACAGAACUCCAGCGACUGACAGAAAACUCUAGAAGGGUUUGGUAGGCAUUGAUUUUGAAUUUGGGAAUUGUAGUUCAUCUCGAUCCAGAGAGCACUCUGGACUCAAGUAAUUAUGAGUCUGGACCAAACUUGGCACAAAUACUCAAUAUGCGCAAAUGUGAACACUGGUGGAGUUUGUGGGAAAUAGACCUUGACAUUUGGGAGUUGUAGUUGCUGGGAUUUAUAGUUCACCUACAUCCAGAAAGUAAACCUAUCGGUUCAAAAAUA
This is a messenger RNA of Anolis sagrei ordinatus, 2954 nucleotides long. Lineage: Eukaryota; Metazoa; Chordata; Lepidosauria; Squamata; Anolidae. The record is from RefSeq and is a predicted model, not a curated record.